Messenger RNA from Neopsephotus bourkii (Bourke's parrot), 2103 nucleotides. RefSeq names its product heterogeneous nuclear ribonucleoprotein L (gene HNRNPL). Gene Ontology annotation, molecular function: mRNA binding. The transcript has 12 exons. Gene Ontology annotation, biological process: mRNA processing; regulation of RNA splicing. Gene Ontology annotation, cellular component: nucleus. The record is from RefSeq and is a predicted model, not a curated record. Lineage: Eukaryota; Metazoa; Chordata; Aves; Psittaciformes; Psittacidae. Bases 37 to 1905 code for a protein of 622 amino acids.
GGGCGUGGCGGAGGCGGCGCGGCGGACAGAGGCGCCAUGUCGCGGCGGCGGUGGAGGGGCCCGCAGAGCGCUGAGGGCAGCGGCCGCGGGUCCGACAUGGGGAAGAUGGCGGCGGGCGGCGGCGGCGGCGGCGGCGGCUCCGGCCGCUACUACGGCGAUGGCGGCCGAGCUCCCAAGCGCCAGAAGACCGAGAACGCGGAGCCGCCGCCGCACGGGCCUGGAGGGCCGGGGGGGGUUGGCGGAGGGCCCGGAGCCGCCGGAGCGGAGAACUACGAUGACCCCCACAAGACCCCGGCGUCCCCCGUGGUGCACAUCAGGGGCCUGAUCGACGGCGUCGUGGAGGCUGAUCUGGUGGAGGCCCUGCAGGAGUUCGGGCCCAUCAGCUACGUGGUGGUGAUGCCCAAGAAGAGACAAGCCCUGGUGGAGUUCGAGGACAUCCUCGGCGCUUGCAACGCUGUCAACUACGCUGCCGACAACCAGAUCUACAUCGCCGGGCACCCGGCCUUUGUCAACUACUCCACCAGCCAGAAGAUCUCCCGCCCCGGAGACACGGAUGAUUCCCGGGGCGUCAACAACGUGCUGCUCUUCACCAUCCUCAACCCCAUCUACUCCAUUACCACGGACGUGCUCUACACCAUCUGCAAUCCCUGUGGUCCCGUGCAGAGGAUUGUUAUCUUCAGGAAGAACGGUGUCCAGGCCAUGGUGGAGUUUGACUCGGUGCAGAGCGCCCAACGCGCCAAAGCGUCCCUCAACGGCGCCGACAUCUACUCGGGGUGCUGCACCCUGAAAAUUGAGUAUGCCAAGCCCACGCGCCUCAAUGUGUUCAAGAACGACCAAGACACCUGGGACUACACCAACCCCAACCUCAGCGGACAAGGAGACCAAGGAGGGAACCCCAACAAGCGCCAACGGCAGCCCCCGCUCCUUGGGGAUCACCCUGCGGAAUAUGGUACGUGUGGGGCUUCAAACCUGCUUCUGCAGGGGGACCCCAUAGAGGUGGUGUUGGGAGGGGGGCUCCAACCUCCUCCCAGUGCAGGAGGAGCCCAUAGAGAUGGGGCUGGGGAUCUCCAACCUCCUCCCUGUGCAGGAGGACCCCACGGUGGCUACCACGGGCACUACCACGAUGAAGGCUACGGGCCCCCACCGCCCCACUAUGAAGGCAGAAGGAUGGGCCCUCCAGUUGGGGGGCACCGGCGAGGACCCAGCCGCUAUGGUCCCCAGUAUGGGCACCCCCCGCCACCACCCCCGCCACCGGAGUACGGGCCCCACGCCGACAGCCCCGUCCUCAUGGUCUACGGCUUGGACCAGUCCAAGAUGAACUGUGAUCGCGUCUUCAACAUCUUCUGCCUCUAUGGCAACGUUGAGAAGGUGAAGUUCAUGAAGAGCAAGCCAGGAGCAGCCAUGGUGGAGAUGGCCGAUGGCUACGCCGUGGACAGGGCCAUCACCCACCUCAACAACAACUUCAUGUUCGGGCAGAAGCUCAACGUGUGUGUCUCCAAGCAGCAGGCCAUCAUGCCCGGGCAGUCCUACGGGCUGGAGGACGGCUCCUGCAGCUACAAGGACUUCAGUGGCUCCCGCAACAACCGCUUCUCCACCCCGGAGCAGGCAGCCAAGAACCGCAUCCAGCACCCCAGCAAUGUCCUGCACUUCUUCAAUGCGCCCCUCGAGGUCACCGAGGACAACUUCUAUGAGAUCUGCGAUGAGCUGGGUGUGAAGCGCCCCUCCUCAGUCAAGGUCUUCUCGGGGAAGAGCGAGCGCAGCUCCUCAGGGCUGCUGGAGUGGGACUCCAAGAGCGAUGCCCUCGAGACCCUCGGCUUCCUCAACCACUUCCAGAUGAAGAACCCCAAUGGGCCAUACCCCUACACGCUCAAGCUCUGCUUCUCCACUGCCCAGCACGCCUCCUAACCAGGACCCUAACAGUGGGGGGUGCCCCCAACCCCCCUAGGACGCCCCCAUCCCCUCAGGGGGUCUCUACCCCUCCUUCCCCCCCCUUGUUUUUUUAAGGCUGAUCUUCCCUAUUUCCUCCCCCUGACUCCCCCCCCAUUUUUAAGGCUGUUCGUGUGCUCCCCCCCUUCCCCUUCAAUAAAGUCGUUUGGAAAACAA